Messenger RNA from Exophiala bonariae, 228 nucleotides. RefSeq lists its product as uncharacterized. The transcript has a single exon. Bases 1 to 228 code for a protein of 75 amino acids. Lineage: Eukaryota; Fungi; Ascomycota; Eurotiomycetes; Chaetothyriales; Herpotrichiellaceae. The record is from RefSeq and is a predicted model, not a curated record.
AUGAAGCACAUUGGUGAUGAUGAGUUCAAUUGCUCGAUCCUGCGGAUGUUAUGGGAAGAGCGAAAUGAAGACUACAUCCCGCACAAACCCUUUGCGGAUUGGGCAGAGAUUGAGGACGCGAUUUUCAAAGGUCUGAUCAAGGCAAUGAUGAAUCUGGACCCAUCGAAGCGUAUCACGGCGCAUCAGGCUUUGGAACAUCCUUGGGUUGCAGACUGCGAGGUCGAUUAG